AGUUUUUUGACUAAAAAGAGAGUCCUCACGCACGCUUCAUCUUGUACAUCUCUGCUGCGGUUCAUUCGCUCCAAUUAACUACAGUUUGAAUUGAACCUUCCUACUUCAAAUAAACGUGUUACAAAUGCGUACGAUAUAUUUUUCAGAGAAGAGGACUUCAAAUUGAAACUCACAGGAAUACGGAGAAGCUCAUUUUGAGACUAAUAGUUAAAAAAAAUCCGGUUGUUAUCGGAAAUUGACGGGAAAGUAAACGUAAUUCCACUAUUAAUGGCGCCUCCUCAAGAUGGCAAAGCAGCUGAAGUCAAAGAGGAAUCUGUACCUCAACGCCCAAUCUCCGAUGUCGUUUUCAUUAUUGCUAUGAAGAAGGAGGCUUCACCUCUAGUGGAGAAGUUCCAGCUCACCGAAGAAUCCAAUUCUCUGUUUCCAAAGGGGGUCCCGUGGGUGAGGUACAGUGGAAAAUAUAAAGAUCUGAAUAUCAACAUUGUUUCCCCUGGAAAAGACAUAGUUUUGGGUGUUGACAGCGUAGGCACAGUUUCUGCAUCACUUAUAACUUAUGCUUCUAUUCAAGCAUUGCAACCAGACCUUAUCAUAAAUGCAGGCACUGCUGGAGGUUUCAAGGCAAAAGGUGCUUGCAUAGGUGAUGUAUACCUUGCAUCAGAUGUUGCUUUCCAUGACCGAAGAAUUCCUAUCCCUGUAUUUGACCUGUAUGGUGUAGGCACACGACAAGCGUGCUCAACCCCCAAUCUUGCGAAGGAGCUAAAUUUAAAGAUUGGCAAACUGUCCACUGGCGAUUCUUUAGAUAUGUGCCCACAUGAUGAAACAGCAAUCAUCGCAAAUGAUGCAACAGUGAAGGACAUGGAGGGAGCUGCUGUUGCUUAUGUGGCAGAUCUUUUGAGAACGCCAGCAAUAUUUUUGAAAGCUGUUACCGAUAUAGUUGAUGGUGACAGGCCAACAACUGAGGAAUUUUUGGAAAAUUUGGCUGCAGUCACUGCUGCACUUGAUCAAGCAGCUACUCGAGUUGUUGAUUUCAUCAAUGGGAAGAAUCCGUUAGAACUUUGAGUUUAAUCAUUGUUUUCCUUUUCAAUAUCUGAGGAUAAAGAUGAAUCUAAUGAUUGAUUGACACAUUGAAUAAUUAUAAUUAUUUUCAACCUUCUUAUCUCAUUUGGUAAAAUGUACGAAAGAUAUAACAAGGUUAUUGGUCACAUUGUUCUUUGUCUACAUAUAAUAAAUAUAUACGUUGUUGCCUUG
Molecule: messenger RNA, 1248 nt
Organism: Olea europaea var. sylvestris
Lineage: Eukaryota; Viridiplantae; Streptophyta; Magnoliopsida; Lamiales; Oleaceae
Product: 5'-methylthioadenosine/S-adenosylhomocysteine nucleosidase 2-like
Exons: 8
Coding region: 268-1059 (263 amino acids)
Biological process (GO): nucleoside metabolic process
Molecular function (GO): methylthioadenosine nucleosidase activity
Source: RefSeq, a predicted model, not a curated record